GUGGUUAUUGUCACUCUUGCAGUAAACAAUAAAACAUUUGUUUUCAUAAACUGCUACAUGCCUCACGUGUUUACUGAUUAUAGGUUGCAGUUAGAAAAUUCGACAGACACAGAUUACAUGGUGGAGAGACUUGGGAGGGUAUGUUUGAUUGGAUAAGUGGUAUAUUGAUUUGGUUUAAUGCAUACUAUAGGAAAACCAUCCCAAGCUGACAUUUAGAUUGAAGUUUUAUUGCUGAGAAUUACAGGCUUUAAAGAUGGAUCCAGAGGAGUUCAGAAAGAGAGGGAAACAGAUGAUAGAUUAUGUAGCAGACUAUCUGGAGAAUAUUCGUGAUCGUAGACCGUAUCCUACAGUUGAACCAGGAUAUAUCAAGGAGUUAUUACCAGACCAUGCCCCAAACAAACCAGAUGAAUGGGACGAUGUUUUCUCAGAUAUAGAAAGAGUGAUCAUGCCUGGGGUAACCCAUUGGCAUUCUCCACAAUUUCAUGCCUAUUUUUCAACUGGAAACUCGUACCCAGCCAUUGUAGCAGACAUAUUAUCAGAUGCUAUUGGUUGUAUUGGAUUUUCAUGGGCCUCAAGUCCUGCCUGUACAGAACUAGAGAUGGUUGUAAUGGAUUGGCUAGGCAAGAUGUUAGAUCUGCCAGAGGAUUUCCUCUUCUGUUCUGGAGGAAAAGGAGGAGGAGUAAUUCAGGGCACAGCAAGUGAAGCAACAUUAGUGGCGUUGUUGUCAGCGAGAACCAAGAUAAUCAGGAAAUUAUUAGAGACUGGAGAUUACAAAGAUCAGGGACAAAUUAUGCCAAAACUCAUAGCUUACUGCUCAGAUCAGAGUCAUUCAUCUGUUGAAAGAGCUGGUUUGAUUGGUUGUGUAAAGAUGAGGGAAAUACCAGCAGACGACAGUGGUGCAAUGAGAGGCAGCAACCUAAAACUAGCCAUUGAAAAAGAUAAAGCUAAAGGGCUUGUUCCUUUCUUUGUUUGUGCUACUUUAGGAACUACACCAUCAUGUGCCUUUGAUAAAAUCUUAGAAGUAGGUCCUUUAUGUAAAGAAGAGGAUAUUUGGAUGCAUAUAGAUGCUGCAUAUGCAGGGAGUUCAUUUAUUUGUCCAGAAUUCAGGCCAAUGUUAAAUGGUAUAGAGUAUGCCAUGUCAUUUAACUUCAACCCACAUAAAUGGUUAAUGGUCAACUUUGAUUGUUCAGCUAUGUGGGUAAAAGACAGCCAGUUAGUUAGUGAUGCAUUUAAUGUAGAUCCACUGUAUUUAAAACAUGAUCACCAAGGAAAAAUUCCUGAUUACAGGCAUUGGCAUAUACCAUUAGGCAGAAGAUUUAGGUCUUUAAAGCUGUGGUUUGUCUUAAGAUUGUUUGGUCAGGAAGGUCUUCAGGAAAACAUAAGAAAGGAUGUACGAUUGGCUCAUGAGUUUGAGGACCUGGUGAAAAUGGAUCAUAAUUUUGAAAUCAUUGGGGAAGUCAAAAUGGGUCUUGCUUGCUUCAGAUUAAAGGGCAAAAAUGAUAAAAAUGAAAUGCUGCUGAAAGCAAUCAAUGAGGAUGGAAGAAUACAUUUAGUUCCUUCAAAGUUUAGGGAUACUUAUUUUCUACGAUUUGCUGUUUGUGCUUCUAGAACUACAUCAGAUGAUGUAAAGUUUGCUUGGAAAGUUAUACAAGAAUUGUCAAGAAAGUAUAUGUCUGAUAGUAGUAAUGGGAACAUUGAAAUCAAAAAUUCAUUAGAGAAAACUCCAAAUCAGGCAAAUGUAUAAGUAGUCAUAAUGACACAAUUUCAUUUAAGUGCAAGACAUAGAAAAUUUGUUUUGAAUCUGAUACAUUUAUGAAAUGCUGUAGAUACUUAUAUUUUCCAAAAGAUAGAUUUAUGGAAUGCUGUAGAUAACUUUAUUUCCAAAGGCUUUUUUAUCAAAGAUGUUCUACUUAUGUUUACUCUAUACAGUAUUAAAACAAAUUUACCAAAAAUAAUUAUGGUCUACCUCUCAAAUAUUUAAUAGUAGUUGAUAAUUGGUGUACCUCUUAUAUAAUAACAGAUACACACUUUCCACAAUUUGCCUUGUAGAAUCAUGUUCACAAAAUAUAGACAAUGGAAGUAGUUUUCAAAAUAUUGGCAAAAAAUGUUUUUUUCUUUUUUUUUUAUAAUAUGAAAAUUCCUUUGAAGUUUUUUUAAGUUACAUGACUAAUCCUUUUGAACUUAGAAAUUUUUACGGAAAUUACCUUGUUUUUGCAACUUCAAGAUGCAGGAGUAUAAGUCCAGCUUAGGAGACUAGUUGUUUUUUGGGAAAGGGGUUUGUGGGGGACAAGAGUGAUGAUGAUUCUCAGGAUAACAAUACUUGACCAUUCCCUCAAAUGUUUGUUAUACAUUUACAAAGAUAAGCUUUAAAAUUUAGCAUUUUUUAUAGUAUUUGUUUUUCUAAAUGUAUUAUUGUUUUUGUUUUUUAAAAGUAAUUUGUAAAACUAUUUAAGUUACAUCCAAAUGAUUUGAGUGUGUAGGUUCAAUCAUCAAUAUUGUUUACCUUGCUUGCUACCUAAACUGAAAUCAGUCUUAGGUAAGGUAUGCUACCCACCAUUUGGGUUAGUCUAGUCAGAAAGACAGAUAGAUUGGUUAUCUGUGGGACUAGUCUACUCUUAAAGGAGGGUAGUAUACCACACAUAAUAAUGACUUCACGGUUCAGCUGACAAGCAAAGAUUUUGUUUGAACCUACACACUGAAGUCAAUAUAGGAAGAGAAUAUGUAUUCAAAAUGUUAUUCAUAGCUUAAAUGAAUUUCCCACCGAAAUCAUUAGUAUUAUGUUAGUCUGAUCUGACUGACUAUUUUUUAUGUUAAACUUUAUAUGAUUUUUUAAGUCAAAGUCUAGUCUGGUUGUGAUUUAUAAGUCAAAGUCUAGUCUGGUUGUGAUUUAUAAGUCAAAGUCUAGUCUGGUUAUGAUUUAUAUGUCAAAGUCUAGUCUGGUUGUGAUUUAUAAGUCAAAGUCUAGUCUGGUUGUGAUUUAUAUGUCAAAGUCUAGUCUGGUUGUGAUUUAUAAGUCAAAGUCUAGUCUGGUUGUGAUUUAUAAGUCAAAGUCUAGUCUGGUUGUGAUUUUUAAGUCAAAGUCUAGUCUGAUUGUGAUUUAUAAGUCAAAGUCUAGUCUGGUUGUGAUUUUUAAGUCAAAGUCUAGUCUGAUUGUGAUUUAUAAGUCAAAGUCUAGUCUGGUUGUGAUUUUUAAGUCAAAGUCUAGU
Mytilus trossulus (common blue mussel) is the source of this 3206-nucleotide messenger RNA. RefSeq names its product aromatic-L-amino-acid decarboxylase-like. Gene Ontology annotation, biological process: amino acid metabolic process; serotonin biosynthetic process; catecholamine metabolic process. The coding region runs from base 254 to 1744 and encodes 496 amino acids. Lineage: Eukaryota; Metazoa; Mollusca; Bivalvia; Mytilida; Mytilidae. Gene Ontology annotation, molecular function: aromatic-L-amino-acid decarboxylase activity; pyridoxal phosphate binding. The record is from RefSeq and is a predicted model, not a curated record. The transcript has 14 exons. Gene Ontology annotation, cellular component: cytoplasm.